Tarenaya hassleriana is the source of this 648-nucleotide messenger RNA. Its product is annotated as non-specific lipid-transfer protein-like protein At5g64080. The coding region runs from base 52 to 486 and encodes 144 amino acids. The record is from RefSeq and is a predicted model, not a curated record. NCBI's taxonomy places the organism in Eukaryota, Viridiplantae, Streptophyta, Magnoliopsida, Brassicales, Cleomaceae. The transcript is spliced from 3 exons.
AAAUCCUAAAACCAUCUUUACCAACAACAAAAAAACAUUUUUUUUCCGGCAAUGGCUCAAACCACAACCAGAAUCCUUCUCCUGGCCGCAUGGUUGGUGGCGGCCACGGCCGUUUCGGCUCAGGCGCCAUCCCCCGGCAGUCCGAAUUGCUCCGUCAGUGAUCUUUCGGUCUGUGCCUCGGCCGUGCAAGGAGAAAACCCUAACGAGAAAUGUUGCUCGGCCUUGGCCAUGGCCAUAAAGACUGAGCUUCCGUGCCUCUGUCACCUCUUCUCCUCCGUUCCUAAUCCCGAAGUCGCCCUUUCUAUCCCUAAGAAAUGCAACCUUCCGGUCGAUGCCAACAUUUGCUCCGCUUCACACGCUCCACCGCCCCAAGCCCUAGCACCACAAGCGGGAUCACCCAAGGGUCAGAAGGGUGCCGCAGCAAAGAUGACGGGAACUGGAUUGUUCGGAUUAUUCUUAAUCUCAAUUACCAUGAUGUUUUAUUAAGAAAUAAUCUUAAUAAAACAUCUUUUAAAUCGUUAUUAACAAGAUUUAUAUGUGAGAAAUUGGUGUAUCGUGCUUUGUUAUUGUAUCGCUUUUUUUUAAAAAAAAAAAUUCACAAUGUAUAAAUUUAUGCGAUUUUAUUAUUGCCGCUGUCGUGCAUCUGUA